Messenger RNA from Megalobrama amblycephala (Wuchang bream), 1175 nucleotides. It is a transcript of the gene ifnphi2, whose product is annotated as interferon phi 2. Gene Ontology annotation, cellular component: extracellular region. The coding region runs from base 515 to 1066 and encodes 183 amino acids. Gene Ontology annotation, molecular function: cytokine receptor binding. The transcript has 5 exons. Gene Ontology annotation, biological process: defense response. The record is from RefSeq and is a predicted model, not a curated record. NCBI's taxonomy places the organism in Eukaryota, Metazoa, Chordata, Actinopteri, Cypriniformes, Xenocyprididae.
CUUAUUUUAAAGAAAUAUGGCAUAAGCACACUUUUCAAACAAAGCAUUUCAAAGAGUUUCAUAGAUUUCUAUAGAUAGAUAGAUAGAUAUAUGACAGAUAGAUAGACAGAUAAAUAGAUAGAUAGAUAUAUGAUAGAUAAAUAGAUAGAUAGAUAUAUGAUAGAUAGAUAGAUAGAUAGAUAGAUAGAUAGAUAGACAGACCACAUCCUCUUAGCCACAGCAUAUAGGGAGAUGCGCAGUGAGAAAAAGACGCUGUGGUUUGCAAGAAAAAAUUCCAGAUAUGAUUAGGCUUUUCUUUCCAUUCAUCACACAGUUUUAGUAUAUAAACAGACCAGUUUGCAUCCAUGUCUUCAGAAAGAUCUAUUCAAUACGUUUCAGCACCGUUUGUGACUGAGUGACUACUUUACAGCUUUUUUAACUUUUUGACUUGGACACUCAGCAUCGUCUUUCUGACUUUUGACUUGGACACUUAGAAUCAUCUUUCAGAUUUUUGGUCUCAUAUUAUAGCUACAGAAUGGCACUUUGGAAAUAUAUUGCUUUAUUGAGUCCAUUCCUUUUUUUCUCCCAAAUUUGCUCAAUGCCAACAAAGUGCAUCCUGCGGCAGACACUUGUGAAAGAAACUCACAGUCUACUUGAGAAUAUGGGAGGUCUUUUUCCUCGUGAAUGCUUGAAAGAAAACAUCAAAAUAACCUUCCCGAAAUCUGCACUGCAAUCAAAUGACUCCAGUCAGAACAUCGGUGUAGCAAAGGCAGUCUAUAAAAUCAUGGAGCACAUUGAUUUCCUGUUUGCUAACGACAGUUAUCCAGAGUCCUGGGACCAGAUGAAAGUGGAGCAUUUCCAAAACAUAGUUCACCGUUUAACUGGCGAGAAAAAAUGUUUUAUGGGGAGAACGCACAGACCUGUGGAUGAUUUUCCAGCAAGAGACGAUGCUCUGAAAACCUUCUUUGAUAAACUGGCCACUCUCCUCAGAGACAAGGACAACAGUGUCUGCGCGUGGGAGGUGGUUCGAAAGGAGCUCCUGUGUGUUCUCCAUGACAUCCUCAAGCUUAAAUCAUUCAAAAUGUAGUUCUCUGUAUUUAUUUGUGUAUUUAUUAUUUAUUUAUAUAUAUAUAUAUAUAUUUAUUUAUUUAUUUGAUUUAUUUGUAAACUGUUAAAUCACUGUACUAGACACUCAA